Molecule: messenger RNA, 882 nt
Organism: Hyphopichia burtonii NRRL Y-1933
Lineage: Eukaryota; Fungi; Ascomycota; Pichiomycetes; Serinales; Debaryomycetaceae
Product: p24 family protein
Exons: 1
Coding region: 1-882 (293 amino acids)
Source: RefSeq, a predicted model, not a curated record
AUGACUUUGAUUCAAGGUUUAGGAUUGAGUAUACCCCCAGUUCAAAAAAGUGACGCUAAACAUUACUCAAGUCUUGACCAUCUAUAUAAUUGUAUUUCCUAUCCAACAGUGAAGGAUGAUAUUAUUUUAGUGACUGUUGAUGCGGGUGACAAAUUACCAUCUCAAACUUUAAAUUUACACAUUUUUGAUUCAGAUGCAAAUGAUUUACGUAUCAAAAAGGGUUUAUCUCAGUCUUUUGAAUUACUUUUCACAAACUUGAAUAGUCCGAAUCAAUUUGAUGUUAAUAAUAAUUUAGUUAAAAAAUCAAAAAUUUUAAAUAAAUUGAAUCUUGGUCUCAAUACUCAUAAAUCAAAUCAAGCUAAUAAUCAAAGAACUCAAGAAGUUUUGAAUAGUCAUAAAGGUAAAUCAUUAAUUUACAUUUGUUUUGAUAAUUUAUAUAAUGAUAAAUCUUGGUCUUUUAAACCUCAAUUCCAUGAUGUUCAAGUUUCCGUUGAUAUUAAAAAUAUAACCACUAUCAAACAAACAAAUUAUAAAAACUAUGCAAAAUAUUUUCAAAUGCACCAAAAAUCAAAACUGAAAGAAGAUAAUUCACCUACAAGGGAUGAAAUUAUAAAUCAUCUUCAAAAUUUUAAUGAAGAUGAUUUCGAUAAUAAAAUUCAAUUCAUAGAAUCUGAAUUAAACAUCAUCAUUGAAAAUUUGAAAAAUUCAGAAAUUAUGCUUUCAAAUUUAAUGGAACAAGAAUUUAAAUUACGUGAUAUUAACGAAUCCAUUUAUUCUCGUUAUACAAUUCUGUCUGCAGUUUUGGUUUCAGCAAUUUGUUUAUUUGGUUUAUUCCAAAUUGUUUAUUUCAAAUGUUACUUGAAAAAAACAAAAGUUCUUUGA